AUGUCCCUCUCCGACGAAGACUACGAGCUCCUGGCCCAGGACAUCCCUUCACUAGAUGACCCUUUUAUUCGCCAAUUCGUCUCCGGCAGCGAAGCCCUGCAAUCCAAAGAAUCAGCCCUCCGCUUCGACGCCCCCUUCCGCGCCUCCCUCUCCCCCAUCGCCCGCCGCGCAGCAGCCAUCGUCUCUCGAAUCCGCGAGCACGAGAACAAAACGGUCUGGUCUCCCACCGCGGCGGCAGGGGAAGCCGAUUCAGACAAGGGAGAUUCCAAGGAUAGAGCAGUCCACCCAGGCAUGCCAUUUCACCUCGACAGGCCUCUCAUCGAAACAACCGACCUCUGGCGCAUCGUCCGCAAGUUACCCAAGGGCGCGGCGCUACAUUCUCACCUAGAUGGCCUGGCCGACUUUGACUACGUGAUCGGCCUCCUCCUCGAGACACCCGGGAUACACAUCUCCGCUCACGGCCCUCUAUCCUCACCCGCUUUACUGGUUUCCGGCCACGUUCGCUUCCGCCUCCGCUUCCGCAAGAAAGAGACGAGCGGGGCAUCCAUCUGGGCAUCCGAUUAUGUUCCCGGCACCUGGGAAGCGCUUUCUAGAGCGGCAGAUGAGUUUCCCGACGAAGGUAGAGCAGGUUUCAUGCGCUGGUUGAAGGCGCAGUGCGUCAUUUCGCCCCAUGAGGCGGUCCAGGAUCGUCAUCACGGCCCUGGUGCCAUCUGGCGCUCUUUUGAGCGGUGCUUCCAGAUAGCCGACUCUAUCCUUCACUACGAACCCAUUUUUCGUGCUUUCUUGCGAAGGCUCAUGAGCCAUCUUCGUGAUGGUGGCGUUUCUUGGAUCGAGAUACGAAUCACAUAUGCCCUGGACUUUUACCGUCAAGGCAGCGAGACCCCCGAAGAAGACUACCAUUACCUGUACAGUGUCAUCGACGAAGAGCUUACACGCUUCAAGUCGGACCCGGCCAACUCCUCCUUCUGGGGCCUCCGCGUCAUCUGGACCUCCCCCCGCGCCCUCCAGACCCGCGACCUAAUCCAGGACAUGGACAACUGCAUCACCACCAAGCUCGCCUUCCCGCAUCUCAUCGCGGGCUACGACGUCUGCGGCCAGGAAGACCGCGGCCGACCCCUCCGCGACCUCCUGCCCGAGCUCUUCUGGUUCCGGAAACAGUGCGCGCAAGAAGGCGUCGACAUUCCCUUCUUCUUCCACGCCGGGGAGACGCUCGAUUCGGGACCCGGAAUGGCAAACACGAACCUGUACGACGCGCUGCUGCUCGGGACCCGCCGGCUGGGGCACGCCUUCUCGCUGUACCGCCACCCGCUGCUGAUCGAUAUGGUCAAGGAGAAGCGCGUCCUGGUCGAGUUGUGCCCCGUCGGUAGUAACGAGAUGCUGCGCCUGUCCGGCCCCGUCGCGACCCAUCCGCUCCCCGCCCUGCUGGCUCGUGGCGUCCCCGCCGCGUUGGGCAACGAUUGUCCCGGCAUGCUGGGACAGGGCCGUUCGAGCACGUCUCAUGACUUUUGGCAGGCGCUGCAGGGGUGGGGGGAUUUGGGACUCGAAGGGCUGGGUGCGCUUGCUGAGAACAGUGUCCGGUGGGCUGCUUUCGAGGAUGAGACGGCCGCAGAGUGGACGGCGCGAGUCCGGGAAGCGAGUCUGGGGGAAGGUGUCAAGGCGCAGAGGCUGAAGGAGUGGGCUACCGAGUGGGAGAAGUUUUGUCUGUGGGUCGUCAUGGAGUUUGGAGAAGAGUACGGCGAUGAGCCGGGUCCCGCAAGACGAUGA
Molecule: messenger RNA, 1764 nt
Organism: Sodiomyces alkalinus F11
Lineage: Eukaryota; Fungi; Ascomycota; Sordariomycetes; Glomerellales; Plectosphaerellaceae
Product: adenosine deaminase family protein
Exons: 2
Coding region: 1-1764 (587 amino acids)
Biological process (GO): adenosine catabolic process; inosine biosynthetic process
Molecular function (GO): adenosine deaminase activity
Source: RefSeq, a predicted model, not a curated record